AUGGAGCUGCAGGGGGCUACACAACACUACACAACACUACAAAUAGGUCGAUCGUCCAACCGGGAAUCUUGGCCCACUUUUGCUUCUUAUUUUUUGUUUCCUUCUCUUCUCCUCUCCCAUCCUCGGCCCCAGUACUUUGUGAGUCACAGUUCUUGCAUUGGUGCAUUUAAAGACCGUGGAUGCUUCCUGUUCAGCGAAUUGUUAGUCGUCACUUGA
Molecule: messenger RNA, 216 nt
Organism: Penicillium nucicola
Lineage: Eukaryota; Fungi; Ascomycota; Eurotiomycetes; Eurotiales; Aspergillaceae
Exons: 2
Coding region: 1-216 (71 amino acids)
Source: RefSeq, a predicted model, not a curated record